Molecule: messenger RNA, 2177 nt
Organism: Gossypium arboreum
Lineage: Eukaryota; Viridiplantae; Streptophyta; Magnoliopsida; Malvales; Malvaceae
Exons: 6
Coding region: 244-927 (227 amino acids)
Source: RefSeq, a predicted model, not a curated record
GUUAUAUAAUUUAGAUACCUAUUGACAAUAUACGAGUAUCCUAUUAUCUGGGAACUCCCUGGUCUGUACAUAUUGAGAAAACAGUCUUUUUUAGGUUUGAACUCUCUGGGACAAUCUAACAAACACAUGGGCUGCAGUUUUGUUAUGGAUACUAGUAUUCCAACCCAGACCAGUAAAUACCAAAUCUUGCAACCUCUAAGCUUAUACUAAUAAAGAACACAUUUUCCUUUGAAGUAUCUCGAUAUGUUUGGUAUCUCAUACGGGGAGCUCUUCCUUUUGAUCGGAGCCACUGCUGCUCUAGUUGGACCGAAGGAUCUGCCUAAAAUUGCAAAAGUAGCUGGAAGAUUAGCAGGUCGAUCAAUUGGAUAUGUUCAAUUAGCUCGUGGUCAGUUCGAUAAUGUUAUGCAACAAUCUCAAGCUCGUCAGGUUACCAAAGAGCUUCAAGAUACAAUGGCACAACUAGAUGCAAUUCGGCAUGAAAUACGGAGUUUAUCUCUUAUGAAUCCUGGUCCUAUGACUAGAAGACUGAUGGAAAAUCCUCCAGAGCUUGCUUCUGAUAGUAAUGGUACAGUUCCAUCUGAGAAAUGUGAAGAAGACAAGAAUUCAGCUGAUGCUGUGAAGAAGGAUCAUACUCCAAAGUCUUUGGCUUCAACUGAUUUGCAUAGCAAAGCAACUGCCUAUGCAAGAUUGGCCGAAUCCGAAGCUGUUAAAGCUGGUUCAGGGAGAUUCAGUGUAGAAGACAAAAAUCUUAAUUAUGAAAUUGGUGAUUUCUCGGUUCUUCCAAUUUCAGCUGAAAGUGCUGGACUCCUUCCAGAUCGGAAAGAAAGUGCAAAAGGAUCAGACCUUGUGUUGGAAGCAGUAGUGGAGGCCGAGGUGGCACAUAAUGCCAAGGAAUUCUUUUCUCUGCCUCAAAAUCAAAUACAGUAAAUACGAAGGUAUUGCUAUUUGGUCCUUUCUAAUCGUCUGAGCAGUAUGGUUAUGUUCAUCCAUGCCAUUUUGCAGGCCUUCUAAAAACAACAAUUUAAUUUAACUUUUGUGCUCUGAUAAAUGCUAGGAUUGCCAUAUGAUUUAUUUCUUUACUUUUAUUUCAAGAAGUUCUCUCAAAUUUCUAGUCGAACUCUUUGGUGUCUACUCUCAAUGUUUGUCAUCUUGUCUCAGACAUUGAAGUGUAUAUAGCUUUGAUAUUGAUGUAACAUUAUUGUUAAGCCUACUUCCCUUUUAGCUUAGAAAAGUAUAAGAUGGUUCCUGGUGAUUAGCCAACUUCCCUUUUAGCUUAGACAAUAACAACUAGCGACACGUAUUGUCGUUGUACCAUACAAACUAACAUCUAACGCAUCCAGCAAAUUAUCUGAGGGGAAGUGCUUUCAUUGAUUCAAUCAAUAAGCUUUACUGCCUUCUGAGUGAGUACAAUAUUCCUGAUGUCUAGUAGUAGGAUCAUAUUGCUUUAUAGUUCGUCAAGAUCUUGCCAUUAAAGUUGAAUUUAGUGACCCUUUUGGUUCCAGACUGGUCCAUUGUUCUGUCUUUGCCAUCACUUUUGGGAGACGGCUUUGUCUUUGAGCUUUUCGACUUGUUCUUUAAACCUGAUAUUUCUACUUGCAGCCCAGAAAAUGAAGAUGGAUGCCGUUGAAUAAAAAAAAAUAAGGUCAGCCCGUCGAACCAAUUGAACUUGGAAUCAGUAGUCAAUUUCAUUCAAACACUAUUUAAAAGUUAAUUCACUUGGUCAAACCGAAAAUCAGAAGUUUGAUCCGAGUAGAAUGUGAUUAAAGUCUAACUCAAGGUUGGGGCCAUAUUGCAUAGUAGAUGUAGCAAUAAGUUCAAGCUUAAACCAUGAAUUUAUUACUACAGGCAUGUUAAAAGCCAGUGGGACAUGUCUUUGUUUCUCAUACAUGAUGAAUGAGAGAUGAUCAGGGAUGUGUUGAAAUCAAGUUGAGUCUGAGCCAAAGUAGUAAGCUGUUUGAGCUCAAUUCUGAAUUCAUUGCUCAAAACAUGGACCGAAAUAUAGUGUUAAUCAAAGUUUAGGGACAACUGGUGUAGUUUAUCCUAACAAUAUUUAAGAGUUUAAGUUUAUCAACUUACAAUUUCUAUGUUUGUUUGAAUGUUUAUAAUUAUUUGAAAUAGGUUUUUCUUAAAAAGAAAUUUCAUAUAUGAAAAUUAAAAGGAGAUUUUUGGACCUACAA